Molecule: messenger RNA, 5562 nt
Organism: Nerophis lumbriciformis (worm pipefish)
Lineage: Eukaryota; Metazoa; Chordata; Actinopteri; Syngnathiformes; Syngnathidae
Source: RefSeq, a predicted model, not a curated record
AUGGCUGUAACAAGACUUGAUCGUUUGUUCAUCCUACUUGACACUGGAACAACACCAGUAACCAGGAAAGCAGCAGCCCAGCAGCUGGGAGAAGUGGUGAAACUACAUCCGCAUGAACUGAACAAUCUGUUAGCAAAGGUCUUGACCUACCUAAGGAGUCCAAACUGGGACACUCGUAUUGCGGCUGGCCAAGCCGUAGAGGCUAUUGUGAAAAAUAUUCCGGAGUGGAAUCCUGCGCCAAACCCUAAAGAAGAGUCUUUAUCGCCAGAAGAGCCAUCUUGUGACAGGCUGAGUUUCUACCAUUUCGACAUUUCCCGCCUACUCAAACAUGGAGCAUCUCUUUUGGGAUCUGCUGGAGUGGAGUUUGAAUUGCAGGAUGACAAAAUGUGUGAAAUGGACCCAAAAGAACGUCUGGCCUGUCAAAGAAAGCUUCUUCAGAAGAAACUGGGACUUGACAUAGGUGCUGCAAUUGGUAUGGACACAGAGGAGCUAUUUAAUGAUGAGGACCUCGACUAUACAUGUUCAUCCAGUGGGUCUCGACCACAAGGAAGCAAGAUAACCGCAGGAUCCACCUCCCGUAACCAUGUCCCUAUUCAAGCUGCAGAAUUGAUAGACUCGGAAUUCCGGCCAGGCAUGAGCAAUCGCCAGAAGAAUAAGGCAAAAAGACUAGCAAAGCUAGUUGCAAAACAAAAAUCCAGGGACUUGGAUCCAAAUGAAAAAAGUAAUGACAGUUUUGAAGGCGAGCCUGAAGAGAAGCGAAGGAAGACCACCAGCAUGGUUAUUGACCAGCCAGCAUCAGAGCAAAAAGUAUUAUUUAACAAAGUUACAGAUAACGCCGGUCUUUCAGAGGAGACACAAGAGUGGCCCUUGGAAAGCUUCAGUGAAGAGCUUUGCAAUGACCUCUUUAAUCCUUCUUGGGAGAUCCGUCAUGGUGCAGGCACUGGUCUUAGAGAAAUCCUUAAGUGCCAUGGCGCAGGAGGUGGCAAACUUGUGGGAAGCACUGCAGAGCAGAUGAUGCGGCAGCAUGAAGAGUGGAUACAAGACCUCGUCAUCCGUUUGCUGUGUGUAUUCGCUCUGGAUCGUUUUGGAGACUUUGUGUCUGAUGAGGUAGUGGCACCUGUCCGGGAGACGUGUGCUCAGACACUUGGUGUUGCUCUUCGCUACAUGAGUGAGACGGGUGUGUCUAUGACAGUUGAUGUCCUGCUGAAGCUGCUCAAAGAAGACCAGUGGGAGGUCCGUCAUGGAGGCCUGCUUGGAAUCAAAUAUGCUCUUGCUGUCCGACAGGACCUAAUCUCCAUUUUGCUCCCACGCCUGCUACCUGCCAUCACCUUGGGUCUUCAGGACCUUGAUGAUGAUGUCAGGGCUGUGGCUGCUGCAGCACUCAUCCCUGUGGUAGAAGGCUUAGUACAGAUACUGCCCAAUAAGGUACCAUUCAUCAUAAACACAUUGUGGGAUGCUCUUUUGGAUCUGGAUGAUCUCACUGCUUCCACCAACAGCAUCAUGACGUUGUUAUCGUCCCUGCUCACCUACCCGCAGGUUCGACAGUGCAGUAUGCAGCAGUCAUUAACAGUGCUGGUCCCCCGGGUCUGGCCCUUCUUGAGACAUACAAUAUCAUCAGUGAGACGGGCAGCACUAGAAACACUUUACACACUGCUGUCUAAAUCUGACCAGAAGUGUGCAUUAUGGAUCAAUCCUAUCAUGCAAGAUAUGCUUCGCCACAUUUUCCAGUCUUGCAUACUAGAAAGCAAUGAGGAAAUUCUAGAACUCAUACAAAAGGUAUGGACAGAGCUUCUCUCACAGGCCCCGCAACAGUAUGUGGUAGCAGCCAGCUGUCCGUGGAUGGGUGCCUGGCUUUGUCUCAUGAUGCAGGCCUCGCACAUUCCCAUUGACCUCAACAUGUUGCUUGAAGCGAAAGCCCGCUCCAAGGAUAAAGCUGGUUCAAAGGCACGCCAAGCGACCAACCAGGUAAAGGAAACAGUCCAGAAGUAUAUAGCUGGGUCAGAGACGGUGACUGAUGACCCAGUAUCGAGGGACUAUGUGGUGAUCCGUGCUCGGCUCAUGGCUGCCAAAUUGCUCGGAGCCCUGUGUAGGUGUAUCUGUGACCCUCACCUCAAUGCUGCAACUCAGGAGAUCCGUCCAGCUGAGUCGCUGGGUCAGUUGUUGCUCUUUCACCUCAAUUCAAAGUCUGCACUGCAACGAAUAGCUGUAGCUCUUGUACUCUGUGAGUGGGCUGCUCUUCAAAAGGAUUGCCAGAUGGUGUCCAGCACGGUGCAGCCUCGUCUUCUCGCCAUUCUAUCAGAGCACUUGUAUUACGAUGAGAUUGCCAUUCCUUUCACACGCAUGCAAAAUGAGUGCAAGCAGCUCAUCGCCUUGCUCUCUGAGGCUCACAUAGACAUUCAGGACCGCCUCAAUUGUAGCGUUUUCACCAUUGAUCAAGCCAACGAGCUGUUGACCACCAUCUUCACAGAAUCAACAUCCGGUUUGAAUAUGAAGACAAAACCGGGGCAGGUAUUGGACAGUAAACGGCAGCAGGCACAGGCCACAGUAAUGGAAACCAGUAAUGAAUGGCAGCAGUUGCAUCUCCGGGUUCACAUGUUCACCGCUUGUGCUGUGAUUAACCUCCACGUGCUUCCUGACAAACUCAACCCACUGGUCCGACCUCUGAUGGAGUCCAUCAAACGGGAAGAAAAUACUCUUAUUCAGAGCUAUGCUGCUUCUUUUAUUGCCAAGCUGCUACAGCAGUGUGGCGGACGCUCACCUUGUCCCAAUCCCAAGAUAAUAAAAAACCUCUGUGCCUCAGUCUGUGCGGACUCUUCCGUUACUCCCUCAUCUGCUUGUCCUGUACCCACCCCACUGGACAAUUCUAAAGGCAGUGGUUUGGACAAAGACUGGCCCCAUCAUAUGGUUACCAAAACUCGAGGCAUUAUGACACUGUACCGUCAUCAAAGGGCAGCAUUUGCAAUCACAAGUAAAAGGGGUCCUGUUCCUAAAUCCUCCAAAACUCCCCCUUCUGAUCUUCCUCCCGGCAGCGCAAUUGGCAUAGAGAAUGAUGAGCGAAAGCCGUGUCUCAUUCAAAGAAGAGGGGCAGAGUUUUCCCUUACAACCAUUGCAAGGCACUUUGGCGUUGAUCUCACAAAGUCUCUGCCUUACCUUUGGGAGAACACAGUGGGACCUCUGAGGGCUGUCGUUGAUGAAAAUCAUGAUAUCGAUAGGCAGAUUCAGAUGGAAAGAGGCGAUGUUGCAGCUCAGGAACUGGUAAACUCGCUACAAGUGCUUGAAGUCAUGACUGGAGCCAUGUCCCCUGACCUCAAACCUCUGCUGCUGGAACACCUUCCUCAUCUCUUUACCUGCCUGCAGCAUCCUUACACAGCAGUGCGUCACAUGGCAGCACGGUGUGUUGGUGUACUUAGUAAGAUUUCCAUGCUGGAGACCAUGGAUGUUUUUCUUGAGUGCGUACUACCCUGGUUAGCUGCUAUUCAUGACUGCACCAAACAGGAGGGUGCCAUCGAAGCUUUGGCUUGUGUUAUGGAGCAGUUGGAUGUUGAUAUUGUGCCCUACAUCGUACUGCUGGUAGUACCGGUGUUGGGCCGUAUGAGCGAUCCCAGUGACAGUAUUCGUUUUAUGGCCACGCAGUGCUUUGCUACGCUCAUCCGCCUAUUGCCGCUGGAAGCAGGAAUACCUGACCCUCCUGCCAUGUCUGCCGACCUGAUCCGCCAGAAGGCCAGAGAGCGACGCUUUUUGGAACAGCUGCUAGACAGCAGAAAGUUGGAGAAUUAUGUCAUCCCUGUGCCUAUUAAGGCAGAGUUAAGGAAGUACCAGCAGGAUGGUGUUAAUUGGCUAUCCUUUCUAAACAAGUACAAACUGCAUGGUAUUUUGUGUGAUGACAUGGGCCUCGGCAAGACUCUGCAGUCUAUCUGCAUACUCGCAGGAGAUCACUACCUCAGGGCUCAAGAAUAUGCCAAGACGAAGGCGGCAGACUGCAGCCCUCUUCCGUCACUAGUGGUGUGCCCGCCAACACUGACUGGUCACUGGGUGGAUGAGGUGGGCAAGUUCUGUGCUAGAGAGUACCUCAAUCCUUUGCACUAUACAGGGCCGCCUACAGAGAGAAUGCGUUUACAACACCAAGUGAAAAAACACAAUCUUGUAGUUGCCUCUUACGAUGUUGUUCGAAACGACAUUGACUUUUUUAAAAAUAUCAAAUUCAAUUAUUGUAUUCUUGAUGAAGGUCACAUCAUCAAAAAUGGCAAAACCAAACUUUCUAAAGCUAUUAAACAAUUGGCUGCCAACUUCCGUGUCAUCUUAUCAGGAACUCCAAUUCAGAAUAACGUUCUAGAGCUCUGGUCUCUUUUUGACUUCCUCAUGCCGGGCUUCCUCGGGACGGAGCGCCAGUUCGCCGCACGUUAUGGCAAACCAAUCCUGGCCAGUCGUGACGCCAAAAGUUCUUCACGGGAACAGGAGGCUGGUGUCCUGGCAAUGGAGGCCCUUCAUCGGCAAGUGUUACCCUUCCUCUUGAGAAGAAUGAAAGAGGAUGUGCUACAAGACCUUCCUCCCAAAAUAAUUCAGGACUACUACUGCAACUUGAGUCCUUUGCAGGUUCAGCUUUAUGAAGACUUUGCCAAGUCUCGCGCUAAGGCGAACAUCGACGACAGCAUCUCUGUUACCUCUGCAGAGCAGGAGGAGAAACCCAAACUGAAGGCCACAGGCCAUGUUUUCCAGGCCCUGCAGUACCUGCGCAAGCUGUGCAACCACCCGAGCUUGGUUUUGACACCACAGCAUCCAGAGUACAAACGCGUCACCGAGCAGCUAGCGGGCCAAAACUCCAACCUCCGGGACAUUCAGCAUGCUCCAAAACUCUCUGCACUAAAACAGUUACUCCUUGACUGUGGAGUUGGUGGUGGCGGAGGUUCCGAAGGAAGCACUGAGGCGGUGGUGGCUCAGCAUCGGGUGCUCAUUUUCUGUCAGCUGAAGAGUAUGUUGGAUAUCGUCGAGCAUGACCUCCUGAAACCCAAAAUGCCUGCUGUCACCUACUUGAGACUGGAUGGGAGCGUGCAGGCAGGCCUGCGCCACUCCAUCGUCUCUCGGUUCAACAACGACCCGUCCAUUGAUGUGCUGUUGCUGACCACGCAUGUUGGCGGUCUUGGUCUGAAUUUGACUGGCGCUGAUACGGUGGUGUUUGUGGAACAUGACUGGAACCCUAUGAGGGACCUGCAGGCCAUGGAUCGCGCACACAGGAUAGGCCAGAAACGGGUGGUGAACGUGUAUAGGCUGAUUACUCGGGGCACCCUGGAGGAGAAGAUAAUGGGUCUCCAGAAGUUCAAGAUGAAUAUCGCCAACACCAUCAUCAGCCAGGAGAAUGCAAGCCUACAGAGCAUGGGAACAGACCAGCUCCUCAACCUGUUCACUCUUGACAAGGGUGACCAAGGUGAGAGGGGUGAACAGUCUACUUCAACCUCAGGAAAGGCCUCCAUGAAAUCUGUACUGGACGGUCUAGGAGAGCUCUGGGACCAGCAGCAGUACGACAGCGAGUACAACUUGGACAGUUUCAUGCACUCCCUGCAAUAG